AUGAAUAAAGAAAAUCGUAGUUCACAACUUUGGAGUAUUCUUGCAAGUGCAGUCAAACGUGUUCACAGGGAACAAAGGCGUCUGGACGUUUGUGAAUGUGUUGAUGCGGACUACAUAUGGCUAGACCCCAUAGUAAUGAGGCUCUUCAAAGUACGCUUGCUAGGACAAACUGCAAAGGCGUCAGAUGAAAACACAUUAUGGUUGGAACUGUCACCAUGUCCUGUAAUCACAAUAUUUGAUAAUCUCACUGAGUUACCUACUGUUGUCUCGUCCUUACAUCUACACUUGUAUAAAACCCUCAAUGACUCCAAAUCUACAAAUUCUACCCAUACAAAUCCACUGUUAGAUAUUUUAACUGGCUUCGAUAAUACAGGCAAUGUACAAUUAUGGCCAAGCGAAAUUUUCUUAGCUCACAGUAUGUUUUUUGAAAAUCUUUACCCUGGUCUAUGGAAAGAGUUAUAUGUGAAUUUUCAAUUUUAUCCUAUCCAAAAAGUAUGCGAAUUAUGCGCUGGUAUGACUGGAGCUGCGGGUGUAGCUGUUUCCAUGCGUAAAUAUUCAACUAUAUUCCAGAUAUCUGAUGUGUUGAUCACAGAUGGUAAUGAUCGAUGUGUUUCUUCUAUCUUAUCUACUGUUGAUCAUCAUAAAGGGAGAUUAUCAAGUAUUGCCGAAUCUUCUAUGCCACAAAUCAAUAUUGAUGUAAAAAAUAUCCGGUGGCCAAAAGAUUAUCUCGUCCUGGUUGUCGGCGGCAUUACAUUGUUUGCAUCAGUUGUGUAUAUUAGAUUUUAUAAGUUAACUGUGGAACGUCCAACCAACAGCCUAUAUCUAAUGUCUCAGUGUUCUCCUUUAAUUAAAAAAAUGUCAUGGGGCUCUAUUACAGUAGAAACAGUAUCCGAAGAUGGUACUAUCAAUCCUAAUAAAUUAGUUACAUAUAGAGAUGCAAAACUAUGGCCAAAAGGAAGUCGUGCAUGGGAUUGGAAUGAAACAGGUACUGGUCACUUUAAUGGAAUACAAAACCCAGAUGUCGAUGAAUUACUUCAUCAUAAUCCUAAUAUUAUUAUAUUAAGUAGAGGUGUUCUAUGUCAAUUGAAAGUACCACAAGUGUUAAUUGAUUACAUCAGUCAGACGAAUUCCAAUGUUAAAGUAAUUGUAGAAAGCAGUAAAAAAGCAUUUAAAUUAUACAAUCAAUAUGCAAUUGAAGGUGAACGUGUCGCUGCUUUAAUACAUACAACUUGUUGACAUUCAUUUACGCAGAGAUAGACAGACAACAAAUUCAUACUUGCUACAAUAGUAAAAUAGCAUAUCUCUUUGACCGUCUUUGAAAAUAAUCCCUGCUUCCUUGCACUACUACUACUUCUUGUCACCACCAUAUUUUGCUUAUUAUUUUUUUUAUCUCACUUCCCAGUAUGCAUAUCACUAUGAGACAUUUUUAUUUAUAUAUACAUAGAUUCCAUAAUUAUUUAUUUUUCAUUAUUGAGUAGUUACACACAUAUACAUUUUGUUAAAACACCAUUUAUUUUUGAAUCAUAUUUAUUUCCACUAUUGAUAUAUGGCAUGGUUGAUAUCCUCUAGUUCUGAUUCACUGUGAACUCAGUUGUUAAUAGAGAACAAAAUAUUGAUAUAAAUUGCAUGCAAAGAGUAUUGAAAGAUUCUGAGACGCUUUUCAAUUAUAUAUAU
Molecule: messenger RNA, 1674 nt
Organism: Trichobilharzia szidati
Lineage: Eukaryota; Metazoa; Platyhelminthes; Trematoda; Strigeidida; Schistosomatidae
Source: the annotation of a GenBank genome assembly